CAUUAAUGAUGGUUCUUUACUAUACAAACAUUACAUAAUCCUGACAGAACCUCGGAGUGGAUCAACGUUUUUUAGCAGUUUGUUGGAGCAACACCCACGUAUAAGACACUAUCAUGAACUCCUUACAAGAUCUACCUUAAAACGCAAUGAUAUAACAAUCCAAACUACAAACGAAGCGUUCAAAUACGUCAAUGCCAAACUGAGUAAGAACUGUCAAAAGAUCACAACAGGAUUCAAACUAUUUUGUACUGAUGUAAAAACAUGGAACAUUUCCCAAGCUGAGUUCAUUGAUCUCCUGGGCAGGCCGGUGUGACAGUUUCACAUGUCCAUGCUAAAUUAUGUCCGAUGGACUUAUUUUCCUAGGAAUGCAGGUCCGUCGGACACUAAGUCCUAGGAAAAUAAGUCCAGGGACUUGCAUACCUAGGAAAAUAAGUCCAUCGGACAUAUUUUCCUUAGGACUGUAUGUCCUAUGCCUAGGAUGAGUCGUCCGAGGCGGACUUGUAUUCCUGGAUGCCUGUCAGAAAUUUAAGUCCAUGUAAACUAUUUUACCUUUAUAUGUCAACCUUUCAAUUCAAGUUUUCAUAAAAUCAAC
This is a messenger RNA of Owenia fusiformis, 592 nucleotides long. Lineage: Eukaryota; Metazoa; Annelida; Polychaeta; Sabellida; Oweniidae. The record is from the annotation of a GenBank genome assembly.